Messenger RNA from Zootoca vivipara (common lizard), 261 nucleotides. NCBI's taxonomy places the organism in Eukaryota, Metazoa, Chordata, Lepidosauria, Squamata, Lacertidae. The record is from RefSeq and is a predicted model, not a curated record.
AUGGCUGAAGAUGAGAAAAAGGUCUUGAUUGAAUAUAACAAGAUGAGGGACCCUGGAUGCCUGCUGGAAGGAAAGACCGAAACGGCCUGGCUCAGGCCUCAGAGAAGACAUUAUCCCUAUUCUAACCGCAAUUCGGCAGAGAUUUUUAAAAUAGUGAAGCAUGAGUACAUCAGUGACAGGGCCUCCUGGAUAACAAUUGCCCCUCCUGAAAACAGGGAAAAGAGGCAUUUCCAGGAAAAAAGCCAUGCCAUAUUUGGAUGA